Messenger RNA from Notechis scutatus (mainland tiger snake), 1388 nucleotides. Lineage: Eukaryota; Metazoa; Chordata; Lepidosauria; Squamata; Elapidae. The record is from RefSeq and is a predicted model, not a curated record.
AAGUGAGGCUCGGGGGAGGAUUUAGGGAGGGGGACCGCCCUUGCUGGGAGCGGUGCCUUUGAGCUGCCGGGGGAAUCGGGAGCAAGAGAAGGAAGCCCAGGGCUGCUUAAAGGAGCGAGGUAUUUGCUGAGCUGCAGGGCUCCCCUGGUCUCCCCAACGACAACAACCCCGCGAGAGGCAGCGAUGGGCCGUUACAUGGGAUAUCGCCCGAUUGCAGCCAAGGCCAAGAAAAUCCGUGAAUACCGGGCUUUAAAAAACCGACCUCGUGACUCCCAGCGUUAUGCGGUGGAUUAUGAGAACAUGACCCGUGCUUUCACAGGCAAACGCCUCCCUGUGCUGGCCUGGGAGGAUGUGAGGAAUGAGAACCGCCUUUUUACGCUGCUCUCCCGGUUGCACCUCUUUGGCAUUGGCCGGAUGGUCACACGCAAAUCCUGGCUCUGGGAAUACGAUGAGCCUUGUUAUUGGGUCAUUACUAAAAUAAAAGUCGAUUAUACAGCUGAGAAAAUGGAGUAUGGAAAGGCUUGGGGAUACCUGACAUUUAGAGGUAAGCCCGAAACCGAAGAGAAAGAAAUAGACAAAGUAAUGUACCACGACUGGCGAAUGGUACCAAAACAUGAGGAGGAAGCCUUUAAGCAAUUUACCCCUCCUGAGGAAGAGGAAAAAAUCCGGUAUGUCCUCUAUCCACCACUGCUGAGGGCCAUGAUCCUUGCACAGAGGCAGAAAGAAGGUAAACUGACUGAUGAAGAACCCAUGCUUGAUUUGGAGCGAGCUGUUCACCUCCUAAAUACGCCCCCCAGAAACCAACCUGAAGGGACUCCAGUCUGAAGACUUUUAGAACUUCGAUACGGCUCUUGGUUUGUUACAUUCUCAGCCCAACUUUCCUAUUCUGCCUUGCACUGAGAUGUUUCCGUGAAAUAUGAUCCUGUCACUGAGGCUGGACGGGGGGAAAAAACCCCCACCAGCAAUAAGUAAAAUUAUAUGAUAAUUUUGCUAUCAGAAUCUUCCAUUGACAUUUCUCCCAUUGUCCUUGCCUUAUUUUUUUUAGAUUUGUUUUUAUUUCCCAUUGCCGUGUUUCUUCUUGUUGCUUCCUUAUCACGUCCAAGAAAAGGACAUCAAUCUAUUUUAAUAAUGAGGCAAUAUAAAGAGACUCCUAAUUAAAAUAAUCGAUUGGAACCGAGAUUGAUCUCUGUUCUAGCCCGGCACCAUCUUCCUCCCCUAAAUCCAGUCACAAUCUUAAAAUGUGAUGUUGUGUUACUGUUUGCCAAUUAAAAAGAACAAAAAUAGGCUCAGUCUGUAUUUUAAGAAGUGGCAUUGCUCUUUCCUGUCUUUUCAAAUGUAUUGGUGAAAUGAAACAGGCUUGUUACGAGGAAAAUAAGAGGAGGAAGCAG